Molecule: messenger RNA, 1787 nt
Organism: Sorghum bicolor (sorghum)
Lineage: Eukaryota; Viridiplantae; Streptophyta; Magnoliopsida; Poales; Poaceae
Exons: 1
Coding region: 277-1557 (426 amino acids)
Source: RefSeq, a predicted model, not a curated record
GACAAUGACAUAUAUUCCAAAGUGUUGGCAGCAGGUUAACCGCAGAGUGAUCAAACGCAAAGAACACACACGUAUCCCUUCUUGUCGUGAUCAACGAGCAAGCGCCAACGGACGCAGGAGACUGAAAGGGGACGCGGAAUCAGAUGCCGGAAAUGCAUCGCGAUGCCGAUGCCCUGCACAAUCCGUUUCCCAAUCACCACGCUUGCUCUUGAUUAAUUGUGUGUUGCGUAUGCUUUCUCUAGCUCCCAGUGAAUCCUUCCCCUCACUAUAUAUAAAAUGCAGAGCGCGCGGCAUUGCAAUUCGCCAAUUCGCAACGCGGGUCUCUCUGUAACCAGCCCAAGAUCACCACGCUCACUCGAUCGUCUCCUGACCAAAAGCGAAUCCAACACAGGCAGCAUGGCUGACGACCAGCAGCCGCCGCCGCAGCGGUACUGGUUCCCGUACUGGACCGCGCCGCCGCAGCCGCCGCCGCCCGCGCCUGCUCCUGCUCCGCGGCCGGGCGUCCGGCCGCAGCUGUCGAGGCGGGAAUCUCGCCCGGCACCGCAGCAGCAGCCAUCGCCGCCUCCUGCAACAGCAGCAACAGCGUCGCCGUCGCGGCGGCCGUCGUCGCACCCGCAACAGGCGGCGACGCCGGGGUCCAGAGGCGCUGGCGGUGGUGCUGGUGGCCCUGCUCCACCACCGGCCCAGCCGCAGCCGACGCGGCUGUCCAGCAGGCCGUCCCCGUCGCCUGCCCGCGCUCCGCCACUCUCGCCCGUUCGAGAGCCCAAUGCUCCAGCGCCGGCGCCGGCGCCGGUACUGGUUGCCAGAGAGAACAGGCCGCCUUCUCCUCUUCAUCCUACUCCUACUGCGCAUGAUGUUCCUACGCAAAAAGACAUCACCGUUCCGCAAGAGAAAACCAUCCAUGAACCGCUUGUAGCAUCCAAGGCACAAAGCAAGGCCCCGGAGAAAGAAAAAGCCAAGGAGAAAGAGAAGGAGAAGGAAAAGGAUAAAGAGAAGAAGGAGAAGGAGAAGGAGAAAGAGAAGGAUCACAAAGAUAAGAAGGACAAGGAUAAAGAAAAGGAUCACAAGGACAAAGAGAAGGAAGGUAGCCAGCUGCACAAGGAGCUCAAGGCGGGCGUCGCGGACAUGGUGCAGAAGCUCAGCUCUACGGCGCCGUCGUCGACCGGCGGCGGCCACGAGCGCGCUGGAUCGGCGGCGGCGGGAACGACCAUCAUCACGCUGGCCGGCGAGAACAAGGGCGCGUCCAUGAAGGUAGACAGCAGCGCCGUGGCCGACGGCAGGGGGGACGCGGCGGCGGGCGGCAAGGAGCGCCGCGGCCACAAGCUCGACGGCAGCGUCGUCGGCAGCAGCGGGAAGGAGCAGGGUGCGGGCGGCAAAGGGCUGACGGCGUUCGUCAACAGCAACGUGCAGGUGAUCAACAACUCGCUGAUGCUGCAGAGCUCCUGCAACGGCGGCGACCCCGGGGUGCACCUCAAGCUGUCCACCAAGGCCAAGAAGAAGGACGGCGAGGGAGCUGGUGGGGGCAAGAGUGGCUCCGCUGCUGCGCCAAAAAAAUGAUCAAGCUUCAUAUCGCUGGCGCGCGCAUGGCUAUCGAGCAAUGACGAAAAAGUAUAAGUUAAGUAUCCAUCAAAACAGAGAGUUGAACGGACCUGGUUAGCAUCGAUAAUUUUAUCUGGAGUAUAUGUACACAUCAUGGAUGUGAGUCUGCAAAAAUUCGUGCUGAAUGAUGCCUGUAAAACUUAACAAGAUGCCAUAAUAAGCAAAUCUCUGUGCACAUGGUCUCUGAU